AUGUCACAGGAAUAUAAGUUGAAGGGGGUUACCUCACUCGCCCUGCAGCCCGGCGAGAAGCAGGAGGUGGAAGUUGAAGGCCUCGAGGCCAAGGUGCUGCUUCUCAACGCCGGCGGGACGAUGCAAGCGGUCGGGCCCAAGUCUUGUUUCAACGCAAAGACCGGCGAUGUUGAAGAUGCCCCCGCUCUGAAUGCUCUCCCCGUCUUCAAAACCGUCGAGCGCGAUGGUUCCGUUUACAUAACCGGAGACGCCGAGACGAUCAAGCGAGGGCACCGCACCCCUAGUUUCAAGGGCAGUGCUGCGGGCGGCGACAAAACUGUAGUUGUGGGAGGGGGGUCGGGGGCGCUGGGCACCAUUGAAGGCCUGCGCGGAGGUGGCUACCAAGGAGGUAUCACACUUAUUUCGAACGAGGGCUACCUGCCCAUCGACAGACCGAAGCUCAGCAAGGCCUUGAUGACGGAUCUCGCAAAGCUACAAUGGAGGGACGACGGUUGGUACAAGAGCCGCAACGUAGACAUCGUCCACGACGAGGUCACCGGCGUCGACUUUGCAACCAAGACUGUUAGGACCAAAUCUGGAGCGGAAUUUGCUUACAAUAAACUCGUCCUCUCCACUGGUGGGACGCCCAGGCAGCUGCCGCUGCAAGGGUUCAAGGACCUGGGCAACAUCUUCACGCUGCGAAACGUCCACGACGCCAAGAAGAUCGUUGGCGCGAUCGGGGACAAAGGCAAAAAGAUUGUUGUUAUUGGGUCGUCCUUCAUUGGCAUGGAGAUCGCCGUGGCCACGUCCAACGGGAAUGACGUGACGGUCGUGGGUAUGGAGAAGGCGCCGCUCGAACGUGUCCUCGGCGACAGGGUAGGCAAUAUCAUCAGGAAAGGUGUCGAGAGUAAGGGCGUCAAGUUUUACAUGUCAGCGGGUGUCGAGAAAGCCGAGCCAUCGACGUCCAACCCCUCAAACGUUGGUUCGGUUCAUCUGAAGGACGGCACGACACUUGAGGCAGACCUCGUCAUCUUGGGUGUCGGUGUUGCGCCCGCGACGGAAUACCUCAAGGGCAACGACGCGGUCCAGCUCGAGAAAGACGGGAGCUUGAAAGUGGAUGACUCCUUUUCGGUGGCUAAUCUCGAGGACGUGUAUGCGAUUGGCGAUAUCGCGACACACCCUUACCGCGGCCCGGGAGGGGAGGGCAAACCCGUGCGCAUUGAGCACUGGAACGUAGCUCAAAACGCAGGCCGGGCUGCUGCAAGCCACAUUCUUCAACCAAGCCGCACACCAGAGUUUUACACGCCGGUGUUCUGGAGUGCCCUUGGGUCCCAGUUGCGGUACUGCGGGAACACGAUGGCUAGUGGCUGGGACGAUGUGGUUAUUCAGGGUGACCCAGAACAAGGGAAGUGGGUGGCGUACUAUGCAAAGGGGGAUACGGUGGUGGCAAUGGCAAGUAUGGGCAUGGAUCCGGCGAUGGCCCAGUGUGCACAGCUCAUGUCACUCCACAAGAUGCCCAGCAAGGCCCAACUGCAGGGCGGUUUGGACGUCUUGAGUGUUGGGCCGCCGCAGCCACCAAGCCGUCUCCAAACCUGCUUCGACUAUCCCGUGGCUCGGCUCCAGUGGUCCGACAUACACUUCUCUAAUAACUUGCUCACCCUUCAUCCGCUAGCUCAGGUCCCUGGUCCUAGAGCCGCCGCCAUCUCCAACAUUUGGCAGGCCUGUUAUGUUCGCGACGGCCGGGCCCGCGAGUUGGGGAAAACUCUUCACAAGAACUACGGCCCCGUGGUUCGUGUGGGGCCCAAUGAGGUGUGGUUUAACUGUGGAGAGGCGUUCAAGCGUAUCUACAGUGCUAGGAGCAGCUACGAGAAAUCCAACUUCUACUUGGCCACGGCCUUGAACAAGCCCCGCCUCGACUGGAAGCUCAACGCACACUUCCCGGACACACUUGACUUCCUGUCCGAGUUUGAUAUCAAGCGGUACAAAUUGCAGAGACGGCUCAGCGGGCCUUUAUAUUCGGCAUCCAACCUGAAGAAAUUUGAUUCGGCUGUCGAGGAAGUUACGAAAACCGUAGUUUCCGAGCUAAACGCCCUCGACGGUGCCGAGGUAGACCUUAAAGAGUGGAUGCACAUCAUCGCGGUCGAGUGCCUUGGAGCCGUGGUCCUCUCCUGGUCACCUAAGUAUCUGAAAAAUAGGUCGGACGGUGAUACAAGUACCCAGAGUUACCUUGGCUGGAGACGGAAAAGCGUCUUCGGGCUGUUUCCGACCGUCACGAAGAUGUCAUUUUUAUCCAAGACCCUAAGCCGAGUUUUCUCCAAUCUUUGGGGAGUGACGUUCAAAACGCCCAAGAACUUCAAACCUUUUUUCACACCUGUGUACCAGAAAACAUCGAAGCGCAUUGCCAAUGCCCUUCGUGACCCUGACCAUAAAGGUGUGGGAAAACUGUUGGGCAACGAUUUGCUAGGGGACCUCAUCCGCCUUCACCAGGAACGCCCCGACUUUAGGGAGAAUUACCUGCGCCGUCUUGCUGUAACGAAUUUUGGUGCUGGCCAUGAAACAAUGUGCUCAGCGCUUACCGCCGCAAUGGCCAUGAUUGGAACUCACACCGAAGUUUUGCGCAAAGUAGUGCAGGAAGUUCGCAAGACGGCCGGCUCACCGGCUCAUGGCAACGCUAGCACUCAGUUGCCAUAUACGCAGGCAAGUAUCAAGGAAGCCCAGCGGUUAUAUCCCGUCAUUGGAAUGUCACUUUCCCGCCGGGUUCCAGCAACUGGUUUGGUUCUUGAUGGCCGCUUCUACCCGGCCGGCACUACUGUCGGAUGCAACCCCGUCGCGUUACACCUGAACGUCGAUCUUUUCGGUGACGACGCCGGCGAGUAUCGGCCAGAUCGGUGGUUGCAAGAUGACAAUCCUCGCAUUGUCCGCGCAAUGGAAAGGACGAAUCUAACGUGGGGAGGCGGGAUACGAACGUGCCCGGGGAGGCAUAUUGCGGAGUUGGUUAUGCACAAGGUGGUCUCUACAUUGAUAAAGGAGUUUGACUUGAAGAUUACCACGUUACCAGAGGAGAGCGAGAUGCCGUGUUACUUUAUGGCGAUGAUGACGGGGGUAAAGGCAAGGUUUUUACCUGCGAUGAAAAAUGGCGGUUGUAUAUAA
Molecule: messenger RNA, 3129 nt
Organism: Chaetomium globosum CBS 148.51
Lineage: Eukaryota; Fungi; Ascomycota; Sordariomycetes; Sordariales; Chaetomiaceae
Exons: 7
Coding region: 1-3129 (1042 amino acids)
Cellular component (GO): cytoplasm
Molecular function (GO): heme binding; oxidoreductase activity, acting on NAD(P)H; iron ion binding
Source: RefSeq, a predicted model, not a curated record